Molecule: messenger RNA, 456 nt
Organism: Lottia gigantea (owl limpet)
Lineage: Eukaryota; Metazoa; Mollusca; Gastropoda; Lottiidae
Exons: 2
Coding region: 1-456 (151 amino acids)
Biological process (GO): negative regulation of BMP signaling pathway
Cellular component (GO): AMPA glutamate receptor complex
Source: RefSeq, a predicted model, not a curated record
AUGUUUUCGUUUAUAUUACUGUUCAUAGCACCACAGUUAGUGUACGGUAGAUCACCAGUAUCAUCACCAUGUACCUGUACUGAUGGUACUCAAGUACCACCUGGAGAACAAAUCAUGGUUUCACCAUGCCAUGGGUGUUACUGUGAUGAAAAAACCCAUACAGUCUUCCCAAUCAUAAUCAUGUGCUCACCUGUUAUCAAUUGUGUUGAUCCCCAAAAUGACCCAGACAAGUGCUGCCCAACUUGCUCAAAUGGAGAGAACUGUCUAGCUAGCUUUAUUGAUGAUAAUGGUGAAAAGAAAAGUAAAAUUAUUCUGGUCAAUGAUGGUGAGGUUGAGUUUGGAUCUAUUAAAUGUCAAUGUGAUAAAAGUCAUAUGUACCAUGGUGGUGAACCUAAAGCAUAUUGUACUCCCCAACCAGGUGAUAAAAAUGAAGCACCAGUAAUUCAACUUCUAUAA